CAGUCGAACCCCCAUGAGUCGAUGUUCCAUGAGUCGAUAAUUUCCACUACUCGAUGAAAUAUACAGUCACUUCGAUUUCUCAUACAUAUUUGCCCCCAGUAGUCGAUAUUUCCAUUACUCGAUGCCUCCUUUGCUCGAUGGUCCAUCCAGGUAACUAUGCCUUUGUUUGGUUUCUAUGACUCGAUGGCAUUUUCAAAUACUCGGUUCAUCAGUCGUGAAGAUCUUGUGCGAGAAAAUGGACGGCGAAAUCGUUCCGAAGAUGGAAGAGAAAAAAACUGAGAAACGAAAGAUCAAUGUGCUGACCAUUGCACAAAGAAUUAACAUCAUCGACGAAUUUGAAGCUGGUGGAUCGAAGGUAUCGGACAUCGCUAGGAGAUUCCGCGUCCCACAGAGCACUGUGUCGACGAUUUUGAAAAACCGUGAGAAAUGGCGUCAGAAGAAGCUGCAGAACGGAAACCUUCAAGGUAAAAGGGCAAAAGCACCCGUCGAUGGGCGGCUGGAACGGGCAGUUAUUAUUUUCGUCAGCCAGGCUAGGCAAAGCAACAUCCCACUAUCGGGACAGAUUAUUCGGCAAAAGGCGUGUCAGCUAGCGGAAAAGCUAGGCGUCACGGAUUUCAAAGGCAGUAGCGGGUGGCUGUUUAAAUUCCUCAAACGGCACAAAAUAUCGUUUAAAAAGCUCUGCGGGGAGAGUGCUGCGGUAGACACGAGCAUGGCAAAGAACUGGAUGACCAACGUUUUGCCAGAAAUAAUCCGUGAAUAUGAAGCGAAGGACAUCUACAACGCCGACGAAACCGGGUUGUUUUACAAAUGUUUGCCAGACAAAACAUACGCGUUUCAGUCUGAAACUUGCCAUGGAGGAAAAUACUCCAAGCAAAGGCUUACCGUCCUAUGUGCAGCAAAUAUGGAUGGAACAGACAAGCUACCUUUGUUAGUCAUCGGGAAAAGUCGCAGGCCAAGAUGCUUCAAAAAUGUGAAGUCCCUGCCGGUGGAAUAUGAAGCAAACGCAAAAGCCUGGAUGACAUCGGUUCUGUUCGAGAAAUGGAUUUUAGAAGUAGACCGUAGGAUGACCGCUGAAAAUCGGAGUAUUUUGAUGUUUGUGGACAAUUGUACGGCGCAUCCCAAAGCGAUUCAGGAUAAACUACACUCGAUCAAGCUUGCGUUUUUUCCUCCAAACGCGACGUCCGUGUUGCAGCCAUUGGACCUAGGCAUUAUUAAAUCCUUGAAACAUUAGAUAUGAGCUGUUCAAUCAACGAAUCCAUUCAAUGAAUAUGGAUCAGGUAGUAUAAGUUUGCACAAGAAUGA
Messenger RNA from Aedes albopictus (Asian tiger mosquito), 1302 nucleotides. Its product is annotated as tigger transposable element-derived protein 4-like. Lineage: Eukaryota; Metazoa; Arthropoda; Insecta; Diptera; Culicidae. Gene Ontology annotation, molecular function: DNA binding. The record is from RefSeq and is a predicted model, not a curated record. The transcript has a single exon. Gene Ontology annotation, cellular component: nucleus. Bases 176 to 1231 code for a protein of 351 amino acids.